AUGGAUAUCGUCGAUAAGCUAUUAGAAUUAUAUGGAAAGACCUCUAGACAGCACUGGCUCACCGCGGCUGCGGUGCUAUCUGGCCUGCUCGUUGUCAAACACGUCGUCCGUGCUCACCGUAUGCUCGCGCAAGUCAACUACACCCCUGGAUAUCGAUUCAUUCUAAGGCCGAAUCCUCUUCUCUCAUUACUCAAGCUUCCGCGCAUUCCGUUCAUAUUCCCGGGCUGGGGAUGGGGGUAUCGUGACAAACAUCAAAUGUACGAAACGUGCAAUUCCGAUAUUAUCACCACAUUUGGUUUGUUUCCCUCACCAGGUCUUGGUAUCGCCAUUGCCGAUGCCGCAGUCGCAAAGGAGAUUGCCACGAACCGGACCCUGUUCACGAAGCCUAUCGGCAUGUACAGGGCGAUCGCCAUUUACGGCACGAACGUCGUAACAUCCGAAAGUGAAGAGUGGAAACUCCAUCGGCGUAUUACCGCUCCGUCUUUCAACGAACGGAAUAACCGGCUAGUCUUUGAGGAGAGCACGAAGAUCAUCUCCGAUUUGUUUGCUCUUUGGGAGAGAAAGCAUGGUGGAGGUAUCGUUACGGUGGACGACAUUGGUGAACUUACUACCCAGUUCGCUCUCAUGGUCAUCGCUGCCGCUGGCUUCGAUGUCCACUAUGCCUGGGAGGACACAGACACAAACGUAAAGCAAGGGUUUGAGUUUACACUCCCCAACUCGCUUCGGACGGUUAUGAGCAAUAUUAUCAUCCGAAUAGCAUUCUCGGACCGGCUCCUUGGACUCUCUAAGAAGGGAAAGAAUACGAAAGUGGCAUUUCGUGACUUCAAGGCCCACAUGAUCAACCUCAUUGAGGAAAGGAAAAAUAUCCCACAAGAGGAGAGAAGAGCGGAUCUCUUGAGUAAUCUCCUCGAAGGGACGGCAGAAGAGACGACUAGUAUCAGGGACGAUCCCACCCUUCAUUUCGGUGAUGAAGAACUAUUAGGGAACAUCUUCAUCUUCCUGUUCGCCGGUCAUGAGACUACAGCACAUACGCUUGCAUUCGCAGUCGCACUCAUUGCUGCCCACCCGGAAAUCCAGGAGAAGCUAUACACUAGCAUUCGCGAACUCGUCCCAAGAGGUGAAGCUCCUACUUAUGCGGCUAUUGUGAAGUGGUCAUACGGUCUUUCUGUAAUCUACGAAACCCUCCGAUUAUACCCUCCUGUCGUCUCCAUUCCGAAACAAGCCACCCAGGACACCGUAGUCACGACGCAUUCAACGGAUGGAAAUGAAACCCCAAUCCUUGUUCCAAUUCCCAAGGGUGUGCCGAUUAUGCUGAGCAUCGUUGGUUUACAUUAUAAUCCUAAAUACUGGGAUAAGCCGCAUGCCUUCAGACCGGAACGCUUCCUCGAAGAGUACAACCGUGAUGCAUUUUUCCCAUUUGCAGCGGGCCCGAGGGCGUGCAUGGGUCGAAGAUUCUCGGAAAUUGAGGCACUCACCUUCCUCGCCAACCUCGUUCUCAACUACAAGUUUAGCGGGACAAAGUUGCACACGAGCGAAACGCCAGAGCAAGUUGCUGCGCGAGUCCUUGGAUGGCGGAUGGGUCCAAUCACCUUGCACCCUGCUAAGGCGGUCUAUGUCAUUCAGCGCUUCCAACCUCCGACAAAUGCACUCCCUGCGCCACCACCGGCGCAGCCAGAAAUGGUAACUCGCGGCCUCAUUGUAUAG
Messenger RNA from Serendipita indica DSM 11827, 1704 nucleotides. The record is from the annotation of a GenBank genome assembly. Lineage: Eukaryota; Fungi; Basidiomycota; Agaricomycetes; Sebacinales; Serendipitaceae.